UUUUGAAUCACCCUGUAGUCGCAUAUUAUGUUUUCAGACAGGAAAGGAGCCCAACAACAAUUAGAACUCGUUUAAGAACAUUUUCAUUUCCAUUUGGCACAUUGUUUUAUAUUUAAAUAAAAUUGUCCUGGCUGAAAAACUUGCUAAUAUUUACCCUCGCAAACGGACAGCCACCCUAAAAAUUGAUCCCCUUCCCCUAAUAGAUUGAAUCGAUACGGAGUUAGGAAGAAAAAUACUACGAGCGUCGCGACGCCUUGCGCACUUGCAUCGAGCAGCUUUAGAAGCAGGUGGUCUUUUGAUUGCAACAGAAAAUUAAUCUGUUGUUGCAAAAAUGCAGGUAAGUUUACUGUGAUUUAUUCUUAAUUUUGUAUACCCUGUGCUUAGAAAAAGCUGAAAACUACCUAGCAAAAUUAUCAAAAAGAAACAGCUAAAUAGCUGCUGCGUGCAUUGAAUUUUUACAGCCUAUGAGUAUAAAAAGCCAGUAACAAAUAAUAGCACUUUGCUUUUUCUGGCUCAAAUCACUGCAAGUUUUUGGAGAUAAACAAUCAAAGGAAAAGUGGGCAUGAGUGGUCAGAAAUUCAAACCGAUAUGGGAGCAAGCGGGACUAUUUUGCGACGAUUUCUGGACUUGGGAUUGCAAUAAUCGCAGUUACGACGUAAUUUUGGACGGAACGAACAACCACAGGGCCCUGUUUCAUCGUUAUUUCUCGACGAAUACUGCAGGAGUGCGAGGAACCAGAAUAUUAAACAACGGCCGAUUCUUCUGGGAGCUUGAAGUGCUUGAAAGCCGUGGAACCAGCAUUAUGAUAGGAAUAGGAACUGAAAACACCGUUCUUCAUCAGAAUACUUUCGGGCAUCUGCUAGGCCAAGACGACCAAAGCUGGGGUCUGUCUCAUCAUGGUCUAAUUUUCCACAAGGGAAUCUGCGCUCGUUAUUGUGGAAGGUUUCAUCCAGAGGUUCCUACCAUAAUCGGCGUACUAUUCGAUGGGAAAUCGGGGACACUUUCCUACUACAAAAAUUGGAAACCUUUGGGAGUGGCUUUCAGAGGAUUAAACUCGGUUAAAGAGCCACUGUACCCCAUAAUAAGUUCAACUGCAGCCAAGACGAGAAUGGUUCUUUUGCAGAGGAAACGAGAGUUUUUCAACCUGCAGGAUCGAUGCAGAGCCUCUAUCGUAGAGCGGCUCAAUUUCAAAGAGGAUGUUAAUCAGUUACGCAUUCCUUCAACACUAAAGGCGUUCUUGUGUGAAAGUAUGGAAAACCGAUAGCCCGAUUAGGUAUAGGAAUAACUAUUUGUCACUAAUAGCUGCUCUGAGCCUAGGAGCGAAAUGGUCCCUGCAAGCUUUUGCUUGGCAGGUUUGGAGAAGUUUAGGUUUGAUUGAGGAAAUAUAUUUUAAGUACGUACCGA
Molecule: messenger RNA, 1404 nt
Organism: Dendroctonus ponderosae (mountain pine beetle)
Lineage: Eukaryota; Metazoa; Arthropoda; Insecta; Coleoptera; Curculionidae
Gene: SP555
Product: SPRY domain-containing SOCS box protein 3
Exons: 4
Coding region: 563-1264 (233 amino acids)
Biological process (GO): proteasome-mediated ubiquitin-dependent protein catabolic process; intracellular signal transduction
Cellular component (GO): SCF ubiquitin ligase complex
Molecular function (GO): protein binding
Source: RefSeq, a predicted model, not a curated record